AGAGAACGUUUUGGCGCGUGAAAUACUCGAAAUUAUUUUCUUAUUUUGAGUAAUCUUACCGGAAGUAUAGGGUUUUCUUGACAACAUCCGUUCCCUCAGUUUGCAAAUGGCGUUCGAACAGCGGAGGGCGUUGCUCGGCUGCCUUGCCUUCAGGAAUUUAAGAACUUUUUUAUUUGUCUGCGUUUUAAUUGUGUUUUACGAGAAGACAAACCGGCAGCAUCAGCGGAAGAGAAACUAGCAUUAGAAAAGCUGUGGAUUCUAGCCGGCGUUUGCAUAAGGGCCCGAGCACUACCGGCCAUGGGCGGGAACCAGAAGUCGACGCCUGCUUCAAGCGUGUCCACAAUGAAACUGCCCCCGGAAUCAAGCGAGGAUCUGUCUUAUCUACCGGCGACCACAUCUGUCAUCGUCGGCCUGUGUGAGGCGAGGUCACGGCUACGGCGCGGUGCAGAACGGUUCCUCGACCCUGGACCAUCCGCUUGUGGGAUCUUCAGUUUGGCUGCAGUGCCCAAGGACUUCACAUCGUUUUGUACGCUACGUUAUUUACGCAGUUACAUUCCGCUGGCUCAAACAACGCGGGGUCGGACAGCGGGGCCAAGCUACGUUUCUCAGGAGGCGAGGACUACCCGGUGGCUCAUGGUUCGAACAACGUGGGUACGGACAGCUGGGCCAAGUUCUGUUUCCUAGGAGACAAGGGACCACGGAGUCACCGAAAGAAUGCUGGCUGCUCAUUCUUGUAGGACAUACCCGUGGUUCGUGGUUAGAACAACGCUGGAACGGAUAGCCGGGUCAAGCUACGUUUCCCCGCUAACGAGAGGACUUCCCUGUCGCUCAUGGUUCGAAGAACAACGGGGGGACGAACAGCCGGGCCAAGUUACGCUUCCCUAGAACAAGAUCCUGAGCAGCAUGCUCACCGGAAGUGGGAGAGAUGGCGACGAUCUCCCCACCACGGACUUCGAGCGACAAAUCCAUCGAUCGGAAGCAACCUGGUCCGAGACCGCCGAAGAGCCGCUGACCCAGGCUGCAGAGGUUCAGCUGCAACGCCAGGUGGCAAACCUGCGUCAGAGCGGCCACGUUUACCGUCACGACGACGAAGGCGGCCGUUCGAACCACGGCUGAAAAUUCCGAGGAACGCGUGGUUAGGCACGCACAAAAAUAAAGAAUGACAACACCGCUGGCCAUCAGGCCGGAAGACGACGACGACGGCGACGACGCAUAACACCCAGGACCUGCCAGACGAGUCGCACUUAACAUGCCACUAGUCGAACUAACUAUACGUGUUCGCGGGGUACAGUCUGAGUAGCCUAAGGAUAGUUUGGGGCGGGCCGUCGAAAUGGAGCACCGAUAACACGGCGGCUUAACGAGUUAUCGAGUUGGAGAAGGCAGAGGAAAGGCAAGGAGUGGAAUGUCGGUGGAUGACAUGAAUAGCUUAAAAGGACGGAAAACCACGUGCGACUGCAAAACUUGGCGGAGGCGUUCAUAGUAGCGUAUGCUGCUUGUGUACUGUGUUCCCCCCAAGCCACUAAGGUGUUUCGGGACCCUUGUAACGCUGUAAUGCAUAACGCACCUUCUGUAUACUGCGCAGCUUGAGACUUCAAAAUUCAAGUUUGUGCACGUGAAUCAGAAGUAGCGAUAUUAAUUCGCUGUCGAGCCUAGUGUCAAUUUUGAGUAGCUUGGGAAUCGAAUUGCUAACUACGGUGCUAAUUACCUUUGCUGACAAAUUCUAUCUUCGGCACAAAUUUGCGCUCCAUAUGGCGUGAAAUGGAGAAAAUUCUGCGUACGUAGAAGCGUGCUUGAGCAUUGCAGGGUUAUACUCCCCAAGUACUGUUGGCUUCAGUGCUGUUGGAUGUGAACAGCAAGCUCGUCAAAGUGUUCGAAAGCUGCAGCAGAGGAGGACGAAACCUGGAGUGAGGCACGUGACUUCUGCAACAUUCACGGUGCAUCUUGAACGCGUACCACAGAUUGAGUACAUCAAAAAAAAAAAAAAUUUCGAGAUGGCUUGUAACGCGGCCGCCUGAACUAGCGCCCGUGUAUUGUGUUGCAGGAAGAGUUGCUCGUGACGUCAGAACUGACGUGACGUCAGAGGUUAAGCGAUCUCCGUAGAAGGAAGAGCCACUUGAAUACUCGCACGUACUUUACAGCUUUUCUUUGUUUUUCUCGGGCGAGCCACAUUCUUUUUUUUCUGUUGGAACGAACAGCUCAGCGCAGUACUUAGCCCCCCAGGCUUCCUUGACGCUCGUCCGAAUGUUCUGCCUCGGGAAUCGAGGUUUCCGUCUCUUGCAGCCACCGCCUUUCGACCCUUGCGGUCCUGAGAAUUUAUCAGGCGCCGCUAAGACGACGUGAAACUGUGUUGAUGUCCCUGCCAUCGUUAAUUUUGACGUGCGUACUUGCGAUAUAGUACCGAUUCCCAGUAGCGGUUAAGUGACUUAUUCGACGUCAUUUCUUUUUUUGUGACAUUCCGCAACACAUUUUCGUCGUUGCGACAUGUUUACAGGUAGUGUACAUGUGCGCACGUGUAAACUAGAGAAGAUUAGUUCGUCUAUGAAAACGCAGGCAACAGUGUGCUCCAGGCUAGCCGGUGGAAAGAACAAUCAGUGUCUCCGUGCAGCCGGAUGCUCCUCAUUGAAUAUGGUUUGGCCAGGAUGUCGAGCAGGGUUGAACCACCUUGCUCUGCAUUUUUCUUGCUCUGCAGCUAUGAAAGCACGUAUUACACAUCGAAAUAUUCAUGACUGCUGGCGUCACCGAACUAUAGUUCGUAAUUAGUGGUGGCUUUACUACUACACGCAGAGUAUGCAUACUGUUUGCCUUGCAUGUGCCGCAAAACAACCCUGAAAUUGCACCUACGGCAUUCUCUCGAUUUGUUUUGUGUGCGUGUGUUUCGGCCCGCCCAUAGGAAUGCUUUGAUUUGUGUAACAAUGUUUAGAAAUUUCAAAAUAAACUUGAAUGAAG
Molecule: messenger RNA, 2946 nt
Organism: Dermacentor albipictus
Lineage: Eukaryota; Metazoa; Arthropoda; Arachnida; Ixodida; Ixodidae
Source: RefSeq, a predicted model, not a curated record